AUGGUCAGUUUUUGCGCCUCUGUCCCCCCUCUCGCGAUCCACGAGUGGGAGCGGCGCUUGGGGGACGUGCAGGUCACGAAACACGAUCUGAACCGGCUGGUGAUGGACUAUCUCGUCAUCGAGGGGUACAAGUCGGCGGCGGAGGAGUUCAGCCAGGAGGCGGGGGUCGUCACGCCGGUCGACUUUGACAGCAUCGAGAGCAGGAUGAACAUCCGGGAAGCGUUGCAGCGGGGAGAUGUGCAGGAUGCGAUCACGCGUGUGAACGAUCUGAACCCCGAGAUCCUGGACACGAAUCCGGCGCUGUAUUUCCAUUUGCAGCAGCAGAAGCUGAUCGAAUAUAUCCGGCAAGGGGACGUUGCCGCGGCGCUACAGUUCGCGCAGGAGGAGCUAGCGCCUCGCGGGGAGGAGAGGCCGGAGUUCCUGUCUGAGCUGGAGCGGACGAUGGCGCUGCUGGCGUUUGAGUCGUCGGCGGCGAUCCCGACGGGGAUCUCGGAUCUGCUGUCGCCUGCGCAGCGGAUGAAGACGGCCGGGGAGGUGAACGCAGCGAUCCUGGAGAGCCUGAGCCAGGGGAAGGAGGCGAAGCUCGUCGCGUUGCUGAAGUUGCUGUGCUGGGGGGAGUCGAUGCUGGAGGAGCGGGCUGAGUUUCCCAAGGUGGACUUGAGCGAUGGACCGAUGACUCGGGGGGAGUGA
This is a messenger RNA of Heterobasidion irregulare TC 32-1, 690 nucleotides long. RefSeq lists its product as uncharacterized. Gene Ontology annotation, molecular function: protein binding. The record is from RefSeq and is a predicted model, not a curated record. The coding region runs from base 1 to 690 and encodes 229 amino acids. NCBI's taxonomy places the organism in Eukaryota, Fungi, Basidiomycota, Agaricomycetes, Russulales, Bondarzewiaceae. The transcript is spliced from 5 exons.